UGAUCAACUGGGGAGACUGAGGUUGCCUGCAAUUUUAUUCUUAUUAUCAUCACAUUUUUGGAGGGAGAGGCACCUUUCCUUCUCUCUCCCUCUACCUCUUCUCCCACCCCUUUUCCCCCUCUCCACUCCCCCUAUCUACCUGUCAAAGUCACUGAUCUUUUUGCAUUUCGGAAGAGGAGGACACGGAGGAGGAAUUCCCUCUCUGGGGUCUCAGCUUUGAAAGGGCCAACUCUUCCCGGGAGCCAGUUCUUUUCCCUCGGCACCGGGCGAAGGGUGUUGGUGCCAGAAGAAAAGAAUGAUUGAUGGGAAACAGACACCGGGCUGUAGACACUCAUCUUUUUGCUUCAGAUACUGAUUUAUCAGCGAGUCUGGGCAUCCCUUGUGAGCCGUGAACAUAGAGGAGGAUCACUCAGGGUUAUCGGCAGUACAACUGAAGACCUACCACUUUGCUAAAUUAUCAUCCCUUCUUGGACAUCUGUUACAACGACAACAAGAAAAAAAAUCAAAACAAAGCAAAGCAAGACCCAGCAAUCCUAGAGAUAAGCUCUGGGACAAAGAAAAAUCUUAGGGCUGAUUUUAAACACUGUCACACGGAUAUGAUAAACUUCCACCAAAGUCCUCAACUUACACAACAAAGCACCAUAUUCUAAGACAUCACCGCUCUUGGCUUUGGAACCUGCUUUGGGGCCUCUUUGUGUGCGUAUAUUUAAAAAAAAUACAGACCAAUAUACAUAAAGAAAGCAAAGUUAUAGUCCACCAACUUUGUUUCAGUCCUGGUGAAGUUUUCAAAGGAUUUAGAGAUGUAUUUGUCAAGAUUCUUAUCAAUCCAUGCCCUUUGGGUUACUGUGUCCUCAGUGAUGCAACAUUACCCAUCAGUGUGGGGACAUUAUGAUGUGUGUAAGACUCAGAUUUACACAGAAGAAGGGAAAAUUUGGGAUUACAUGGCUUGCCAGCCAGAAGCUACUGACAUGACAAAAUAUCUGAAAGUGAAAUUGGAUCCUCCUGACAUUACCUGUGGAGACCCGCCCGAGACAUUCUGUGCAAUGGGCAACCCCUACAUGUGCAAUAAUGAAUGUGAUGCAAGUACCCCUGAGCUGGCACAUCCCCCUGAGCUGAUGUUUGAUUUUGAAGGAAGACAUCCCUCCACAUUUUGGCAGUCUGCUACUUGGAAGGAGUACCCCAAGCCUCUCCAGGUUAACAUUACUCUGUCUUGGAGCAAAACCAUUGAACUCACAGAUAACAUAGUUAUAACCUUUGAAUCUGGGCGUCCAGACCAAAUGAUCCUGGAGAAAUCGCUUGAUUAUGGACGGACAUGGCAGCCCUACCAGUAUUAUGCCACAGACUGCUUAGAUGCUUUCCACAUGGAUCCUAAAUCCGUGAAGGACCUAUCGCAACACACAAUAUUAGAAAUCAUUUGCACAGAAGAGUACUCCACGGGGUACAUGACAAAUAGCAAAAUAAUCCACUUUGAAAUCAAAGAUAGGUUUGCAUUUUUUGCCGGACCCCGGCUUCGCAACAUGGCUUCCCUGUAUGGACAGCUGGAUACCACCAAGAAACUCAAAGAUUUCUUUACCAUCACAGACCUGAGGAUAAGACUACUGAGGCCAGCCACUGGGGAAAUAUUUGUAGAUGAGCAACACCUGGCCCGCUACUUUUAUGCCAUCUCAGACAUAAAGGUAUAUGGAAGGUGCAAGUGUAACCUUCACGCCACUGUGUGUGUCUUUGACAACAAUAAAUUGUCUUGUGAGUGUGAGCACAACACUACAGGCCCCGACUGUGGGAAAUGCAAGAAGAAUUAUCAGGGCAGACCUUGGAGCCCCGGCUCGUACCUCCCCAUCCCCAAAGGCACGGCCAACACCUGUAUCCCCAGUAUUUCCAGUAUUGGUAACUGUGAAUGCUUCGGCCACUCCAAACGGUGCAGUUAUAUCGAGCUGCUCAAUACAGUCAUUUGCGUGAGCUGUAAACACAACACUAGAGGGCAGCACUGUGAGUUAUGCAGGCUGGGCUACUUCAGAAAUGCUUCUGCACAGCUGGACGAUGAAAAUGUAUGCAUAGAGUGUUUUUGUAACCCUUUGGGCUCAAUCCAUGACCGUUGUAAUGGCACAGGAUUUUGUGAGUGUAAGACGGGAACAACAGGGCGUAAAUGUGAUGAGUGUCUGCCAGGAAAUUCCUGGCACUACGGCUGUCAACCCAAUGUGUGUGACAACGAGUUCCUGCACUGCCAGAACGGAGGGACGUGUCACAACAACGUGAAAUGCCAGUGCCCAGCCGGCUACACUGGCAUCCUGUGCGAGAAGCUGCGGUGUGAGGAGGCUGGAAGCUGCGGCUCAGACUCCGGCCACGGGGCAAGGGCACAGGGCUCUCUCACUCUGCUUGUGGCUCUGCUAGGAAUAACUGGCCCACGCCUCUUUUAGGCUUGGUGUACUCUAUGGCCUCAAGUUCAGCCUACUGAUGGGACUAUACCACGGGGAAGCUAAACUAAUACAAGCUUUUGCUACUAACAUAGCAAAAUACACACACACACAUGUUGAAAAACAAAAACAACUAAGAAGGCCUAACUGAACUAAGCCAUAUUAAUCAAUCGUGGACAGCAAUUCUGAGUCGAGACUGUUAACUUCUGACUCCAGACAAGUUGGCAGCUGCUGAUAUUAUUACUACAAAUCACAACGCCAGCUGCAGGACUUACUGUGGAUUGAAGGGGCUGUAAAAAGCCCUCCCCAUUCUCACCCCAAAACAGGGAAAAAAAAUAAAAAAUAAAAACCAACAACCUAGAAACACACACACACACACACACACACACACACACACACACACACAAACAUCUAUGCCUCUAAUCUGGUGCGCUCUCUUGUACCUCUCUGCCCAGUGUGUGGACCAACCAAAUAGAAGCAUUCUUUGCUGUCAGUGCAUUGUGGGUAUAAGGAAAUCUGGUCAAAGCUGCCAUAUUGGCCUGCUUCAGUCCCUGAAUCCCUUCCAACCUGUGCUAUAGUGACCGUUGCUCUGUAAGUAACCCUUGUUGGUUGAAAGAUUUCUUUGUCUGAUGUUAGUGAUGCACAUGUGUUACAGCCCCUUCCAAAAAUAUCUCAAGACAGUCAUAUCCUCGUGUAUCUUAGCAGCACUAUAUCACUCCAGUGCUGGUAUACACCUACCAUACAAGAGUGGCUAUAAGGGAAAAGAAAAAGAAAAAAAAAAGAAGUGUAUCUAUCCUUUUGUAUUCAAAUGAAGUUAUUUUUCUUGAAAUAAUGUACAACGUAGAGUUUUUGUAUUAUUGCCAAUUUGUGUUACAAGACAAUCUGUUAAUGUAUUUGAUUCUAAUCAGAUAAGAAGACGGUUAUAUUUUCUUUGUCCUUUUUUUUCUUUUAGUUUAGUUUUGUUUUGUUUAAUUGUGCAGAGAUCCCUCUGUAUGAGCAACGUGCUGGCAUCAAAGAAUAUCAGUUUACAUAUAUAAAAAGUGUAAUAAGAUUCCACCAAAGGACAUUCUAAAUGUUUUCUUGUUGCUUUAAUCUGGAAGAUUUAAAGAAUAAAAAUUCCUGCAUAAACGA
Vombatus ursinus (common wombat) is the source of this 3542-nucleotide messenger RNA. It is a transcript of the gene NTNG1, whose product is annotated as netrin G1. Gene Ontology annotation, molecular function: cell-cell adhesion mediator activity. The transcript has 8 exons. The record is from RefSeq and is a predicted model, not a curated record. Bases 801 to 2414 code for a protein of 537 amino acids. NCBI's taxonomy places the organism in Eukaryota, Metazoa, Chordata, Mammalia, Diprotodontia, Vombatidae.